Messenger RNA from Eruca vesicaria subsp. sativa (arugula), 151 nucleotides. The record is from the annotation of a GenBank genome assembly. NCBI's taxonomy places the organism in Eukaryota, Viridiplantae, Streptophyta, Magnoliopsida, Brassicales, Brassicaceae.
UUGAUAUACCAAGUUAUCGAUGCAAACUCCGAGAUAUUAUUACAGUGAAGGAUGAACAAAACUCUAGAACUUUGGUUCAAAACCUUAUUGAGUCAUCUGCCCCCGAGGAAUUGCCAAACCAUCUGACUCUUCACACAUUCCAAUAUGAAGG